UAAAAGUGCUGUGAUCAAAAUGACUCUGAUUAAAUUUUCAGAUACUGUGUAAUCCUUCAUUAAAUUAAACAAAAAAUAAUUCUAGAAAAUAUAAAUAAAGAUUAUUUGAAAAAAAUGUAAAGCUCUUGGGAUUUGUGCUUGUUUGAUUCUUGGUGGGAGGUCGGCAAUAAUUACCUAUAUAUAAGUGGGGGGUCCUAUCGCUUAUUUCACAGAAGAUUUUUAGCAAUAAUUCACAUUAUCGGUGAAUUGGCUGGUGAGGUAGUGUGUAGUGGGAAGAAUUUAUAGAAUUUUACGAUGAUUUUUGGACUGGGAAGUAGCAAUUUAAAAAUAAAAGAAGGCAGUGCCAGGUUCCAGUACUUAGCCACUGUAACAGGAUGCCUGGGUGUGAUUUCCGGUGCCAUGCACUUUGGCUGGCCCUCACCGUCCCUUCCCAAACUCCUAGACGACUCCUCACACAUCCAAGUUACCAGCGAAGACGGCUCAUGGCUAGCAUCCAUGCCCUGCAUCGGUGCAGCUUCAGGCUCCAUCAUGACAGCCUAUUUAGUGGACAGAAUAGGUCGGAAAACUUGCAUGCUCAUGACAGCACCGGCUUACCUGAUUGCCUGGCUCAUGGUGGCCUUCGCCACAACAAUUUGGGAACUGUACACGGCCAGAUUCAUUUCUGGAUGGGCUGAUGGACUGGUUUUCACCGCUUUCCCUAUGUACCUGGGUGAAAUAGCUUCGUACGACAUCAGAGGGCUUCUUGGUUCAAGCAUACAGCUCUCCAUGAUCGCUGGGAUGCUUAUUAUCAACGCCAUAGGAUCAUAUUUAAGCAUAACAAACACAGCGUUAAUAUGUUCAGCACUACCUCCAAUAUUUUUCGUUACUUUCAUGUUCAUGCCUGAAAGUCCUUACUAUCUAGUCAUGAAAGACAAAAUCAAGGAAGCAGAGAAGAGUUUACAGUUGUUCAGACAAAGCAGGGAUGUUUCUAAUGAACUAAGUAGGGUUUCAGAAGUUGUGAAAGAAGAUCAAGCCCAGUCGGGUCAUUUCUAUGAGCUUUUUACAGUCCCAUCUAACAGAAGAGCUGCUAUUAUUGUUUUUGGACUUAGGACUUUCCAGCAAUUCAGCGGUACUACUGUGAUAACCUUCUAUGCUCAGAGUAUUUUUAGAGAAGCUAGUGGAGAUAUUUCUGCCAGUACUGCCUCAAUGAUUUACUUCACCUUGCAACUAAUUUGUGCAAUGACCUCAUCGUUUUUAGUAGACAAGGUUGGUAGGAAACCUCUCCUUGUCAUAUCCAUUAUUGGAUCAGGUGUAGCACUUUCUUUGGAAGGUACAUACUUUUUCCUUAGCAACAAUACCACAGUAGAUGUGUCAAAUCUCAAAAUUAUACCUUUAGUAGCUUUAUUGGGUUAUGUAGUGAUAUUUAACAUCGGUAUGGGUGUGAUUCCUGUACUGUUUCUUGGAGAAAUGUUCUCAACGAAUGUCAAAGCUCUUGCUCUAUGUCUAGCAGACAUAUGGUUUGGUAUUCUGGUUACAGCAGCAUCUAAAUUCUUCCAGAUAAUGCAAGAUGGGUUCGGUAUUUCUGUACCAUUCUUUACUUUCGCUAUCUGUUGUGCCUUAGGCUUAGUUUUUAUAUUCUUUGACGUGCCAGAGACCAAAGGCAAAACGUUGGAGGAUAUCCAGGAGGAACUAAAAGGCAAAAAAGAAAAAGAAAUAACGGAGAAGAACCCUGUGUUAUAUUCUAUAAGUUCUUAG
Sitophilus oryzae (rice weevil) is the source of this 1734-nucleotide messenger RNA. RefSeq names its product facilitated trehalose transporter Tret1-like. Gene Ontology annotation, cellular component: membrane. Lineage: Eukaryota; Metazoa; Arthropoda; Insecta; Coleoptera; Curculionidae. The transcript is spliced from 2 exons. Bases 295 to 1734 code for a protein of 479 amino acids. The record is from RefSeq and is a predicted model, not a curated record. Gene Ontology annotation, biological process: transmembrane transport; carbohydrate transport. Gene Ontology annotation, molecular function: sugar transmembrane transporter activity.